Molecule: messenger RNA, 765 nt
Organism: Aspergillus nidulans FGSC A4
Lineage: Eukaryota; Fungi; Ascomycota; Eurotiomycetes; Eurotiales; Aspergillaceae
Gene: yth1
Product: cleavage polyadenylation factor RNA-binding subunit YTH1
Exons: 1
Coding region: 1-765 (254 amino acids)
Biological process (GO): mRNA processing
Cellular component (GO): mRNA cleavage and polyadenylation specificity factor complex; cytosol; nucleus
Molecular function (GO): metal ion binding; RNA binding
Source: RefSeq, a predicted model, not a curated record
AUGGCUGUCGACGUUGGUCAUGUUGCGUCCCAGCUUGUGUCUACGGAUCGCACUCGAGAACCGGGUUUCGAUCGAUUCUCCUUCGUCCCUUUCCUACGAAAGAGCUAUGGCUUCGGCCUCGUCACCGACGUUCCCGUAUGCAAAGCCUACAGCGAAGGCCACUGCCCAUUGGGCCCUGCUUGUCCAGACCGACAUCCGACACCGUCGCGAGUAACCACAUCCACGACCACGGCCUCCGGUUUGGCGCCUUCAACCACACAUGGGUCACUUGUCUGCAAGCACUUCCUCAAAGGCCUCUGCAAAAAGGGCAUGAAGUGUGAAUAUCUCCACGAAUACAAUCUCCGGCGCAUGCCAGAAUGCCAAUCCUUCUCCCGGUCUGGGUAUUGUCCUAAUGGGGACGACUGCCUGUACCAGCAUGUCCGGGAGCAGGCGCGCCUUCCUCCGUGCGAGCAUUACGACCAGGGAUUCUGUCCACUGGGCCCGUUGUGCGCGAAACGGCAUGUUCGUCGUCGCCUCUGCCCAUACUAUGUUGCUGGAUUUUGUCCUGAAGGGCCAAACUGUGCGAACGCCCAUCCUCGGUGGUCGGAGAAUCUACCCAAGCCAACAAUACGAGUAGAGAAGACGGAAGAAGAAUUGGAGCAUGAAAGAAACCUGAUCCGCGAAGAGCAGGAGAGGGAACGGGAAAGAGAGCGUGAAUGGAGGAACGAACGUGGACGCGGAGGCUUUGGGAUGCGCGGCCGAUAUCGCGGCAGAGGACGAGGCUAA